ACAGUUGGUGAGUGGGUGAAUCGGGCUGGGAGAGCGAGAACAAUAGCACAAACUAGGUACUUUAUUAAAGGUUUCUCAAAGUGGAGGUAAGUCCCGCGCGAGAUGAGCACGUACCGACCUGGCUUCACGCGCAGUUUUGAGAGAUGCGACGUAGAGUCGCUGCGCCCCCCCGUGGAGGAGAGCGAUGAAAACUCUGAAGAUGACUGUGAUCCUGACAAGCUAGUGCAGUGUCCGUUUGACAAGAACCACAAGAUCCGGGCUUGUCGUUUUCCCUAUCAUAUCAUUAAGUGUCGCAAGAAUCACCCCAAGCUGGCAAAUGAGCUCAGGACAUGUCCUUUCAAUGCUCGCCAUUUGAUGCCUAGUCAUGAGCUGUCACACCAUGUGGCAAACUGCACCGACAGACAAAAAGUCAAGGCGGACAUAAUGUGCACCACUGAUCAGAAAAAGUGGAAUGUUCCCCCCAGUACUGGAGCAUAUCUGAGCUGCACAGAAGACUGGGAUCAAGAGGCAGAUACCAAUGUCCCCCCGUUUAUCUGGGGAAUCUCUACCUCAGUGAUCCAAAGCAGCCUAGAAUCUGGUACUUCAAAUUAUCUGACCUCAGCUCGUCGUGCACCAAGGACUUUACCUUGGAAUGGUCUCUAAGUAGCCUUAAGGCAGUAUUGAUGGCUGGCCACCUGUUCUUCCUGGAUGCUGCAAGUCUGCACUUCCAUUUUUACUUUGUUUCUAAAAAUCACUGUUCUAAUGUAAAAUUUUAAUGGCUCUGCUUUUACAAAGCACUUUAGUUUUGUAAUAAAUGUUACUUUGUCAAAGCAUUGUUAAAGUUAAAACUUUGUAAAGGUUAACUGUACUAAUACAUACUAGUCUUACAAGUUGUAUCUAGUAAGAAUGUCCUCUGCAGGUGUCAUUCCAGGUUCUUUUGGUUUUUAAGGGACUUGAGGUUUGUCUUCUGCAGAAAACAUUCACUGCAUCACUGCAGUCAUGUGUACCUAUGCAUGUUUGUGUUCUGUUUUGCUGGGGACAGAACUGUGUGGGCAGAGUCAUGAAUAGGCAGGUGCUGCAGCCUGGUGCUGAUGUCAACAUAUAUCAGCACUUGGGCAGGAGUGGGUGUGUGGCCACCAGUUGCCCCUUCAAGACAUGUCCCUUCUAGCCUCUAACCCACUGUGGCAGUAGCCUCCUUUCAACUCGGGCUACAACUGCCUUCUGUCACACACCCGCAGCAAGGUUUUUUUUUUCCCAUGUUUGCAGUUGAAUGCUGCAUUAAAUGGUGUUCACUUUGUAGUGUUUUUGUUUAGUGGUUUCUGCACAGUUACUACAAUGCUUUGAUUUAGUCUUGAAGGUUGGUGCCUAAAUUCUGCAGCUGCUGCUUUGAACAUCACCAGCCAGGACUCUUUAAUACAUCUUUUGGACAGACUUCAUCUAGAUGUUUGACUGCUAGGUCAUACGAAGUCUUAUGUUAUAGUUCCCAGGUGUUGCCUUUGUCAUCAAAACAUGCAGUAAAUUUGUCAUUUUACUUCUCUAGAGCUGUUUUAGAACAAAAGGUAGCAAGAGGACCAGUUCUGACUUCCUGGUGGUAUUCUUUUGGGUUAGCCUCAAUCUAAGAUGUUAAACAUUUAGUGGGAAACCUAGAUAGUCAUAAAAUAUUGGUGUGCAGUCCUGAUUGCUUGUUAAACCAUUUUUGUGCAAUUAAACUUCAAGUUCAA
This is a messenger RNA of Scleropages formosus (Asian bonytongue), 1700 nucleotides long. It is a transcript of the gene gtsf1, whose product is annotated as gametocyte specific factor 1. The record is from RefSeq and is a predicted model, not a curated record. Bases 103 to 642 code for a protein of 179 amino acids. The transcript has 8 exons. NCBI's taxonomy places the organism in Eukaryota, Metazoa, Chordata, Actinopteri, Osteoglossiformes, Osteoglossidae.